AUGGACUUCAGCCUUGGAACAUGCACUAUCUUGACGGUCAUGUACAUGAGCACCAUUUUCAUCUGCUUGAAAGUUCUCAAACCGGAGAGCUGUCCGAGGCUCUUCUCAAUUGAGAUGCGCAACUACACGAUCCUCAGCUUCUUCUUCAUACUUUUCCUGCACAACUACCUUCCCUACGUCCUUGGCUCCAAAGGAAUCGAUCCAGGUAAACUUUAAAGGGAUAAUAAAGGUUCAGAUUUUUUUUUUCAGACGAGAAGGUCUUCCCUCAUCUGUUCCCAGCCUUCUUUGCGGUCUACCUCAUCUUUCUUCAGAACAACGCCAUCGAUGAAGAGGACUUUCAUCGGAACUUUUUCCCAAUGAGCCUCCGAUAUUGGAUCCCCGCAUCGAUUAUUUUGCUUCUGAUCCGUCCCCUUACAAAUUGA
This is a messenger RNA of Caenorhabditis auriculariae, 422 nucleotides long. The record is from the annotation of a GenBank genome assembly. Lineage: Eukaryota; Metazoa; Nematoda; Chromadorea; Rhabditida; Rhabditidae.